Leptomonas pyrrhocoris is the source of this 1338-nucleotide messenger RNA. Its product is annotated as Membrane associated protein-like protein. The record is from RefSeq and is a predicted model, not a curated record. The transcript has a single exon. Lineage: Eukaryota; Euglenozoa; Kinetoplastea; Trypanosomatida; Trypanosomatidae. The annotation marks the transcript as partial.
GUAUCUUGUGUGUUCCUUUUUUUCUUUAUCUGCUUCACUGUCAUCGUCAGCAUAGCUGGAGCGACAGCGGUGCGUGCAUUGGCUGCGGUAUGGUGCACAAGUCUGCUGAACCCUUUUUUGCUUUUCAAAUAUAAACGCAGUCUUUCCUUUGUGGAGGUCAUCACCCCGAAGUCGCAUUGCACAGUUGUCGCUGUUUCUCUCUCUCUCCGAGAUUCAUUCCCAACUGUUGCGGUGUUCGCGGCGGCUCUGUUGGUGUUGAAGAUCUUCUUCUCUUUCUCUUUUCUUUUCGUUUCUUUUCUGAAGUACAGCUUAUCCAAAGAAAAAUAUGUGGGGUUUCCUGAGCGAUGUGCGGGAGUCGGUGCGGCAGGUGGUGGCGCCUCCGCCGGGAGCCGCAUCGAGCAACGGCAACAGCGGCGGCGGCACAAGCGGCGCGGCAAAUGCGAGCCGCAUCGAGGAGACCGUCAGCGGACUCACCGCGCAGCUUUUUCGGCUCUGGGGUAGGGUGAACAGCACGGCAUCGCAUGCGCUGCAUGAGGCCUUCGACGAGGCAGUGCCGCUCAGGGAAGAAAGCGUCCCCCCUCUUUUUACUCUUUCUGCCGAGCAGCGGGCCGUGCUGUCCACGGAGGAGCUUCUGAGCCUGUUGGCCGACGGUGUACGGCAGACCGCCGAUCGCGCUCGCUGCGCGCUCGACGAGGCGAGCUUCCUCCUCGACCUCAGCAUCGAGGAGCAAAUCGCUCACACGGACGACUACGUGGCGUGCUACGAGUGGUGGGAUCGAGCGGUGAAUAGACGACUGCUGACGUGUCAGGGGAUUAUCCAAACGCGUCUUACACCGUCGGAGACGUCCGCCGAACAGGGCGUCAUCGUGGCGCGCCUGGCGAGGCAGAUGGAGGCGAUAUGGCGGGACUCAACGCAGCCGAUGGCAGCCGUGGCGGCGAGGGGUCGUCUUUUGAAGGACGAGCGGUACGACUUACUCCGUUCCCUACCGGCCACGUUUCAAGCAGAGGCGGAGCCGACGGCGAAGUCCGCGGGUCUUGGACAUUCGAAUGUCGACAGCGCUAUCACCGCCGCUGCUGCCGCCGCCCCUCCGAAGCCGUACGUGCCGCAGUUUAAGCCGUUCGACGCACAGGCCGUGCCUCGAGACCCCACGGCACCUCUCCCCGCGUCGUUGCAGAUGGCUACCUCGACGACAGCUCCGCCAGUAGAUGGGGAACGGAAUGAGGGCGACCACCAAUCCGUCGCAGCAGCGGCACCAUCUGCGUCCGUGCAGCCGCGUGAAGCCGCUGAGGAGCAGGCCCGCAUUGAGCGUGCAGCCGCUGAGGAGCAGGCCCGCAUUGA